CCCGUAGGCCUACACUGGUGCAAACAAGAUUCUGAUACAGGAUUCAAGAUGGCGUUGUUUCUUCUAAGUGUGAUGCUGACAUUGUGUGCUGCCUCUCCUCAAGAUUUGUCAGGUAAAAUGUUCACCUUUCCGGAACCAUCUGACUCAGCUCAUGUGAGGCUGACAACAUCAAGACAGGUUUUGAGUGCUGUAACUGUCUGUCUCAGGUUCUUUACAGACCUCCGCAGAGAUUAUAGCCUUUUCUCUUUGGCCAACCUUGCUUCUGACAAUGAACUGCUGAUUUUCAACAGUGAUUCAGGCAAUACGUAUAAUUAUUAUAUCAAGAAUAAAGUUGAAGUCUUUAUAGAGCAGCACUAUAAAUUGAACACGUGGCACUCAAUUUGUACCACAUGGGAUUCUGAGUCUGGACUGGGCCAACUGUGGCUAGAUGGAAAGCCCUCAAGUAGGAAGUACAUCAGCUCUGGAUCCAACAUCAGCGGGCCCAUUAUAAUUGUUUUAGGACAGGAGCAGGAUAGCCAUGGUGGGGGGUUUGACGAGAAACAGUGUUUCGUUGGAAUGAUGUCUGAUGUCAACAUGUGGGACUACAACCUCUCCCCAUGUGAGAUCCAGAACUACAUGCACCAUCUAAACUUUGCACCAGGGAAUGUGCUCAACUGGAGGGCACUGGAGUUCCAGACCACAGGAAGAUUGCUGAUAGAAGACAAACAAGAGAUUAAAACCUGUAAUUAAACUUUUGAAAAGUGAAAAAACAGGUAAAAAAUAUUAAUC
Molecule: messenger RNA, 768 nt
Organism: Etheostoma cragini (Arkansas darter)
Lineage: Eukaryota; Metazoa; Chordata; Actinopteri; Perciformes; Percidae
Product: C-reactive protein-like
Exons: 5
Coding region: 49-729 (226 amino acids)
Source: RefSeq, a predicted model, not a curated record